AUGGCCGGCCCAAUAAUGAGCGCGACCUACACGAUCCGCUACGCUACCCAGUCAGACGUCGCCAUCGUUCUGUCACUUCUGCGCGAGCUCGCCGAGUAUGAGAAGGAGCUUUCUUCCUGCAAAACGACCGAAGAGAUGCUCCUCAGUACUUUAUCCUUUCCAAUUAACCCAUCUGCCUCGACAUCAUCCUCACCUACCCCAAUACAAUUCACAAAAGGGUAUGCACGCACUCUCCUCAUCUCGCCUAACGAUGCGGUAGACACGAUCGUGGGCAUCGCAGUCUAUUUCCCAAAUUACAGCACCUGGACGGGUCCUGGUAUCUACAUUGAAGACAUGAUCAUUACCGCAUCACAGCGUGGGAAGGGGUAUGGUAAAGCACUUCUGUCGGCCGUGGCAAGGGAAGUGGGUGGUGCUGCAGGUGUGAAGGGCGUCAAUGAGUAUGGUAUGGGACGGUUGCAGUGGUCGGUGCUCAAAUGGAACAACCCGAGCAUCGACUUGUUUUUGUCUGAUAACGUUGGUGCGUUUCUCAAAGAUGAAUAUUUAGCAUGUCAAGUUGAUGGGGAGAAGUUGGCGAGGCUGGCGGGCAGAUGGUGA
Exophiala bonariae is the source of this 594-nucleotide messenger RNA. RefSeq lists its product as uncharacterized. Lineage: Eukaryota; Fungi; Ascomycota; Eurotiomycetes; Chaetothyriales; Herpotrichiellaceae. The record is from RefSeq and is a predicted model, not a curated record. Gene Ontology annotation, biological process: protein acetylation. Bases 1 to 594 code for a protein of 197 amino acids. The transcript has a single exon. Gene Ontology annotation, molecular function: N-acetyltransferase activity.